Molecule: messenger RNA, 2284 nt
Organism: Clarias gariepinus (North African catfish)
Lineage: Eukaryota; Metazoa; Chordata; Actinopteri; Siluriformes; Clariidae
Gene: anp32e
Product: acidic (leucine-rich) nuclear phosphoprotein 32 family, member E
Exons: 7
Coding region: 322-945 (207 amino acids)
Biological process (GO): regulation of apoptotic process
Cellular component (GO): nucleus
Molecular function (GO): histone binding; phosphatase inhibitor activity
Source: RefSeq, a predicted model, not a curated record
UCUAUUUGUGUGUGGUGUUGUGGCGCUUCUCUGUGUGAGCGCGAGAGAAAGGGAAAGGGAGUGUGUCGAAAGAAGAAGGAGCGCGAGGGCGCGUGCGGGAGGAGAGCGGCAUUUUGUCGCGAAUGGCGGCGGCGACGUUUGGUGACUUUGACUUUGUUGCGUAUCAGUAAAACAACAAAAAAAACCGGACUAAGAGGGUCGUUCUGGUGCUUCAAAAUACAUCCGAUAAAGGUGGCAGAGCUGGUUGUGGACAAUUGCCGCUCGAGUGAUGGAGAGAUUGAGGGCCUCACAGAUGAGUUCAAGGAGCUGGAGUUCCUCAGCAUGGUUAAUGUUGGUCUCACAUCACUGGCCAUGCUGCCGUCACUGCCCAAACUGAGAAAGUUGGAACUGAGUGACAAUAACAUCUCGGGCUCUUUGGAGAUACUUGCUGAGAAAUGUCCUAAUCUGACGUACCUGAAUCUGAGUGGCAACAAGAUUAAAGAGCUCAGCACAGUGGAGGCUCUGCAAAACCUGAAGAACCUGAAAAGCCUGGACCUUUUUAACUGCGAGAUCACAACACUGGAGGAGUACAGGGAUAGUAUUUUUGAACUGCUGCCUCAGGUCACAUUCUUGGACGGCUUUGAUUCAGAGGACAACGAGGCUCCAGACUCUGAUGAUGAUGAUGUUUGUGGUGGCUCAGAAGAUGAAGAUGGUGAGGAGGGGGCUGGACCUGUUGGUGAUUAUGAGGACGAUGAGGAUGAGGAGGAGGAGGAUGAAGAAGAAUCAGAGAGUGGAGAGGUUGGCCUGUCCUACCUGAUGAAAGAUGAUAUUCAGGAUGAGGAGGAUGAUGAUGACUAUGUAGAAGAAGAACAGGAGGAGGAAGGCGAGGAAGAGGCAGAUGUUCGAGGGGAGAAGCGGAAGAGAGAGGCAGAAGAUGAGGGUGAAGACGAUGAAGAUGAUGACUAACUCCACAUGUCUGUUAAACAACUUUGAAUAAUGUGUGAUCUUUGCAGAUUGUUUUUCUCUUGUAUACAAUAGCUAUAUCACUGUAGAGGCUAAAUGUUUUCUUUUGAUAAAUACAUAAUAUACUAUAUAAAAGGGGUUUAUUGAUAAUUCAUUUAGAGCCAUUCCGAGUUUUUGUCCCAGCAUGAGAAUCUUGGCAUUCUGGCUGAGUGGUGGGAGGGCAGAGGUCUGUAGGCCGUUUCGGUGUGUCUCCACACCUUUCCCAGAGAACACUGGGACACAAAAACUGGUAGGAAAAUUGAUGCCACAGCCUUGGUGUGUGUAAAGCUUGUGCUCAACCUGCCAGUGACUUCCCCCAAGAUCAUCUCCAAGAGUCGGCCUGCUCCUCAUCUACCUCUCCGGGCAGCUUCAGUCUCAGCCCACUCUCGGAGCGUCGAGCCAAUGAUCUCCAGCUAGCAUCACUCACGGUCCAGGAUCGAUCAACCAAUUCACGCGGAAGAUAUCGUCCAUGGCACUAUCUUUGUAAGGGUUGCCUCCUUUUGCUUCACCUUAAGCCAGUCUUGUUCACAAAGACAGCCCAGAGCGCGAUGUAUGUAAAUGUGAUGUAAAUUAAGUAAAAAGCAAGGGGGGGAGGGUUGGGGAGGAGUGUAGUAUAAAGACUUUUGACAGAAUUCUAACCUAUUUUAAUUGGGAGUUUUUGUAAGCUCAGACAGGACGUCAUGUUAAAAUAAACAAAAACCAUUAAUAAGCAUUUUAUUAUUUCUCCCUUAUCGUAUAAAAUUCAGUUAUCUUUUGUGUGUAGCAAGGCAUUGUUUUAUUUCUUUUAAGAGGGACAUUGCUGGGAAAUUUCAUAUAAUGAUCAGGUUAAAUGGCUUUGUUGAAUUAAUUACUACCCUUAUGAAGUUUUAUUCCUAUUGUUUGGUGUGGAAACGGGUUAGUUUAUUUCUUUUAUGGGGGGGAUAUUUUACAGAAUAGUACCUUUAAACUAAUGUUCGUAUGGCAAUAUGUACAGUAUAUAGUGUAUGUUCAAACUGGUCAAUGUUAGCGUGUGUGGGUUUUAUUUUAUUUUUCCCCCCCAAGAAGCUGUUUGGUUAAUUGUUUUAAUACAAACCAUAUGUCCGAGACUAAAGUCCUUAGAUGCGGGUCCCCUGUGUUAUUUCAAUUUUUUAUUAUUAUUAUCAUUAUUUUUAAGGAUUUGUUUCUGGUUAUUUGUGAGUUGAAUCUCUCUGGAGUGAUUUAAGUUUGUUUGUUUUUAAUGUUUGAUUUCUUCUUAUUUUUCCUGUCCUUUUUCCCCCAUUUUUUUUUUAGAAAACAAAAAAUAAACACAAAAACAUGACAUGAA